Molecule: messenger RNA, 2809 nt
Organism: Indicator indicator
Lineage: Eukaryota; Metazoa; Chordata; Aves; Piciformes; Indicatoridae
Gene: TSPAN32
Product: tetraspanin 32
Exons: 8
Coding region: 19-747 (242 amino acids)
Cellular component (GO): membrane
Source: RefSeq, a predicted model, not a curated record
CUCUGAGGACAAGCAGCCAUGGGACUGAGGUGUGGGAUGAGGACCACCAAGUGCCAGCUGCUGGUGACCAGCCUCUGUGUCAUGCUGCUGGGGUUGUCCAUCGCCACGCUGAGCACCGUCACCCACUACGGCCUCCAUUUCACCCUCAUCAGUGACAUCUCUCUGGAGGGCAACUCCUACAGGGUCAUCCACCAUGCAGCUUUCUACUUGGGGAUCUGCUUGAGCAUGACCCUGAUCCUCGCUGCCCUGCUGAGCUCUGCUGCCACGGUGCGGGAAUCACAGUGCCUCACCGCCAUGGGGUUUUUCUGCUUUGCUCUGGCCUUCUGUGGCUUGCUCCCAGCUGCCUGCUGGAGAUACACACACAGCAGCGAGGUGGAAGACAGCAUGAUGGAUGUGUACGACCAUGUCUACGAGGAGGUGAGGAGGAACAACUCCAGCUCCAGGAGGCAUGACCUGACUGCCAUCCAUGAAGCAUUCCUGUGCUGUGGGAAACACUCUCCAUUUGGGGACACAGGCAACAUUGAGCAGAAGCUAUGCCCACCUGGGCAGGCCUGGGAUGCAGGACAGGAUUGCCUUCGAGGGAUCCAGCACUUCCUGAGGAAGCACAUGGACUUUGUCUCCACACUCCUGGGCAUCACCAUUGCCUUCAUGGUUUAUGGGAUGAUCCUGACUUCAUUCCUCUGGUUCUCCAUCCACUUCAGCAGCAACCUGGCCCGGAAAGGCAAAUACGUCCUGAGGCAGAGGUAGAAAUCUGCUGCCUGGGCAUCCUGAGCAGGCAGAGCCAGCUCUUGGUGCAAGAGGAGAUCUGAAGUCACCCAGCAGGGUGCUGCCUGGGGACAGGCAGUGGGGUGUGUCCUCUUCUGCACUACAAACUGCUGUGCUGGUGGAGCAGCUGAUGCUCAGCAGAGGAGUAGUCCCACACCUGCACAGAGAGCAGACAAGGACUGAGACAUAUGCCCAUGGGCUCAGAGGUGCAGAUCUCUUCACCAGGGGGUGGAUGGGGCUGGAUCUCCACAAGCAGGACACAAACCAGGCAAGAGGGCAAGAACCAAGAAAAGAGCCCAACAAAAAUCACAGCACAAAAGCAAACUUCUCUUGGGCUGUUGCUGAGCAGUUCCCUGUGGCCCCCAGGGGUGCAGUGCUUCAGGGAAUAUAGCUUUGGAUCACAGCCCAGGAGCAAUCUUGGGCUCUUUUGGCAAACACAUGGACACAAAGUGUGUCACUGCUGAUGGGAAAUGUGCUCUCCUAGCCUGGACAUUUGUAAUGGUUGACUUUGGCCACGUUUCUGCCCGUGCUCAAGUGUGUUGGCAUCCAACAGCUGUGGGCUGGUUUUCCCCUGUCCUCAAACAUUGCUGGAUUUACAGAGCUCUCAGUGGAGAUCAUGGGGGAAAAAAAAAAUCAGAAAGCAGUGCAGCAGCUUUGAAACAAAUGCUCAGCAUAAGGCCAUAUCCCUCUGUUAUUCCUCCCUGCUCAUGCAAUCCACCAUUAUUUUUUAAUUCCUAGGAUUUAGUCAACCUCCCAGAGCUUGCAGCCACACUGAUUUCACAGGUUUGCUCAGCCUCCAGCUGUAGCACUGUGUUUAUCUGGCUUCACUGACCCACUGUGCUCUUGUGCAACACAAAAGGACUUUGAUACUGCACAUACAGGCAGGACUGAAGCUUAAACCUGUAAGAGGACAGGAGUGAUCUUCAGCCAGGUCACAAAAGCCAAUGUCCAUCUGCAUGUCCUCUUUACAUCACCCCAUCAACAGCAAACAGAAAUCUAAGAAGCCUCAAUCCACUGAAGAGCUCAGCUCUCAGUCUACCUAGAAACAGCUCCCUGGUGUGCUUUGCCCUCAUUGCAAGGAGGCAGAGCCACUGCUGAACUGAAACUCAUCACUGCAAUGGGUUUAGGACCUGCUGGAAAAGCUUCUGUGGCCAGGUGGAACCAACAACAGCUUUCAUCCUCCUCCUUCAUUGUGGUGUUCAGUCAGGAGGUUGUUCAGCCUGGAGAAAAGGAGGCUUGGGGGAGACCUCACUCUCUACAACUCCCUGAAAAGGAGGUGGUAGUGAGCUGGGUGUUGGUCUCUUGGGGCUGUUUCCUCUUGUCACUAGGCAGAAGUUGUGCCAGGGGAGAUUUAGGUUGGACUUUAGGGAAAAUUUCUUCCCUGAAGGGUUGUCAAGGCCUGGAACAGGCUCCCCAGGGCAGUGGUGGAGUCCCCACCCCUGGAGGGAUUUAAAAGCUGUGCAGGUGUGAGACUAAGGGAUGUGGUUUAGUGGUAACUUGGCAAUGCUAGGUCAGCAGUUGGACUUGGUGAUCUUAAAGGUCUCUUCCAACCACAACAAUUCUACCAUUCCCUGAAAACCAGUAAGUAGCAAUUGUUUAUGGAGAUAAAUGUGGAAGUCCCCCUGCUGAUGUUCAGGACAGGUCCUGAUCCUCAGGCAGGGGUUGCUACCUAUACAAGAACAGCAGUCCAGCCUGCAGCACCUGGUUGGCAUUUGAGCAUGGAAAGAAUUGUGUUGAGGGGGUGGGAAAGGGCUCUCACUCCUCAGCCUACUCUCCUGGAACCAGAAGAGCUUCACCACUGACUCCACUGGGAAGAAGGAUGAAGUUCAGACUGCUCCAGAGUAUUACCCCAGCUACCUCCUGGCAGUCACCAAGGCACCUUGGUGUAGUAGUGAUGUGCAUGACCCACCUGCAGCAGUGGGGAAAGAUUCACUUAGCUGUAGCUGUCUGUUCUUAAGUAUAUCACUCCCUGGAGAGAGACAAUCUCUCUUGUGAGCUCCAGCUGCUAUUGUCCAGGCCACUGCCAUUGUUAUCCCUCAGACCA